Molecule: messenger RNA, 6234 nt
Organism: Sceloporus undulatus (fence lizard)
Lineage: Eukaryota; Metazoa; Chordata; Lepidosauria; Squamata; Phrynosomatidae
Gene: NIBAN1
Product: niban apoptosis regulator 1
Exons: 14
Coding region: 95-3157 (1020 amino acids)
Source: RefSeq, a predicted model, not a curated record
GAGGGAGUGGAGGAGCUGCUGCCUGGAAGGAAGACACAGAAGCAGCUUGCCUUGUCUUGCUGUCUUUAAGUCCUUUCCCAGCCAUCCUGGAACCAUGGGGGCAUCAGGAUCCAGCCUCCUGGACGAGAGCAAGUGCACCUACAUCCGAGGAAAGACAGAAGCUGUGUUCAAGAACUUUAGCCCACACUAUAAACGACAGUAUGCUGUGUCCUUUUGCAAGCACAUCCAGAAUGAGCUGGAACAAAAUAGAGACCUGCAGUCCCAGUUCUUAAAAACAAAGCCUCCUGCAGAAUCCAGUAUGGUCUUCUAUGAAGGAGAAUUGUUACACUUUGUUGAAGAGUUGAAGAAAUGGAAGGACAGAUACAUAGUGAUUAAAAACAACUAUGCUGUGGAGAGCUUUGAAAGCAAAGAGGCAUUCCAAAAGGGGCUUAGUGCUAAAAGCUGCAUUCUACCUGUGGGAGGCAAAGUAUUGACUACAGAGGAAGAAUAUAACUUAUUAUCUGAUAAGCAUUUCCCAGACCCUAAUGGUUCCAGUGAAAAAGAGAAUGCCCCAGCUUUUGUUGUCCUUCCAAAAGAAUUCCCUGUCUAUCUGUGGCAACCAUUCCUCAGACAUGGUUACUUCUGCUUUACGAAUGCAGAGGCUCAGAAGCAAUUCAGCACAGCACUGAAUGACUGCAUCAGACACCUAAACCAUGAUUUUUUCAAGCAGCCCUCAUUUGAAGCACAAGCAUUUUUAGAAGCUGUCCAGUUUUUCCGUCAGGAAAAAGGUCACUAUGGGUCCUGGGAAAUGAUAACUGGCAAUGAAGUACAGAUUCUCAGCAACCUUGUGAUGGAAGAGCUUUUACCUAGCCUUCAAAGCAUGUUGCUUCCUAAAAUGAAAGGGAAGAGGAAUGAUCGAAAGAGGGCAUGGUUUGGGAUAAUAGAAGAAACUUAUUAUUUGGUUCAAGAUCAUGUUUCAGAGGGAUUGUGUGCCCUGAAAGAGGAAUGCAAAGAAGUUACCAAAGGUCUUGAAGGAACUGUUCGUUCAAACAUGGAUCAGAUUAUAACUUCCAAAAACUUUUUAGCUGGGAAAAUAAAAGGGAGUGUAUCUGAGCCUGUCCAGAAAUGCUGUGGUGAAAACAUCCAGCCUUUUCUUGUUUCCAUACUGGAGGAACUCAUGGGCCCUGUGAGCUCUGGAUUUGGUGAAGUCCGUCUUCUCUUUGAAAAAGAGGUCAAUGCAAUUAGUCAAGGCUUUCAAGCAACAAAUGAUAUCACAAAGUUAAAAGAGAAUGUGAAACACCUGAUGAACCUGCCAUACCAUUCUGUAAAAAUGGAACCUUGCUAUCUGAAAGUCAACCACCUUCAGGAGCAACUGCAGGACCUCAAGAGUCGCUUCAGAUUUUAUGACAUUGAUUUGAUUAUUCAGAAGACCCAAAAUUUAAUGCAGGAGCUGCUGGAAAAUGCAGUGUAUACCUUUGAACAGUUGCUGGGUCUGAGCCAUCCUAAAGAUUUGGCCAAGCUGGCAGCAACCAUUGAAAAAGUCAAACUGCGUGUCUUAAAGCAAUACGACUAUGAUAGCAGUACUGUCCGGAAGAAGAUCUUUCAGGAUGCUCUGGUCCAGAUCACUUUGCCCACCCUGCAGCGAACACUGGCUUCCACCUGUAAACCAGUGCUUCAAGAAUAUGAGGAAUACAUCUUUGCUGAGCAUACCAAUGUGAUACAAGUUGAAAAUGUCUAUGAAGAAAUUUUACUUCAAGCUUUGUUGGAUGAAACCCUACAAGUGAUAAAAGAGGCUGCACACUUGAAGAAACACAACCUCUUUGAAGAAAUGAGCCAUCCUUUUGAAAGUGUCUCCAGUUUGAGUGAUCUAAAAACUCCAUCAGGAUCAGCACAAGCCAGCCCAGCCAGGAAGCCAGCCUUUAGUGAGACAGAGGUCUCAGAUACUGACACUACAAGUAAUGAAAUUUUCACACCAGAAAAAAACACUCUGGAGGAGUGCCAUGAGACCAUGAAACCAUUAGACAGUAAAGAAGGAGCUUCUGCUGAGGUAUCUUCCAUUCCUUCUGAAGCAAAGGAGGAAGUAGUCAUUUCAGAUUUCAGUGGCAAGGAGGAGUUAUCCAAUGUAACACAAAAUGCUAUAGAAGAACAGAGAGACUCUCAACUUCCAAAUGUAGUAGAAGCAACAUUAAGUACAAGUGCAAGAGCAGAAAAUAUGGAGUCGGUGGAAGAGGAAAAAACUCUGCUUCCUGAUGGUGUGGAUGAAAUAAGGAACUUGCUAACACUGACAGUUGAACUGCCAGUUGAUAUCUCAUCUGAGAACACAAAACAAGCUCUGCAUGAAACUUGGAUUUUGAAGCCACAGGAAUCUGCAGAAGAAACAGGCAAAGAGGACCGAAUGAAUGCUGAAUUAUGUCAAACAUGUGAGAUAAAGGAGCCCAAAGUGGCUUUUCCUUUCACUGCAGAUGGAAAUAACACAAAUAUAGCAAGCACAUUUGGGGAGAGAAGCUUCAUAACACAUAUAGAUCCUUCCAAUGAGUCUGGAGAGCUGAGUGUUUGUCACUCAAGGCCAGAGUUGGAGACAAUCAUGUGGUUUACUGAUGUGGAGAACAGCAAUACUGGUAACCACUUCCAACCAAAACCACCUGCUGAAACUGGACCAUCUGGCCAGAGUGAAGUAGGCCUUUCUCAUGGUCAUUUUGAUUUCAUGGAUCAGGCAUUACAAGUAGAACAGUCUGCUGAAAAAGGAAUGCUUAAUCAGAAGGAAGAAGUCUUUUCUUCUCAUUCUGUCCCAAUGGGUGAUAAUAGCAAAACAGAGCAACCUCCUGAAGGUGAUUUUCAAGAAGCAGAACUCUCUUCUCCUCAGUCUGUCUCUAGGGAAGUGGAUGCACCAUCAUUUUCAGGUUACCCUGUUGAAACACAGGAGUCUAUUUUGAAUAUUGCAAAGCUGACAAUAGACCCAAAUGAUCAGCCACUUUCUCCAGAACUGAAAGAGAGUGAGAGUAGCAGUCUGGAGGAACUGAUAAAGAUAGACAAAACCCUCAUCUUCACUCAAGGGGAUGAUUCUGAACAAGCAGAUGUGUCCUUUCCAAGUGCAGAGUCUAUGAAUAUGACAGAAGGUGCAAGAGACAGAUGCGAAAAUGCUGAGGGCAACAAUCUUGAGUUACAAUCUGAGAAGUAAAAAAAGGCAAUCUGGGGAAUGUAAAACAUUAGCCCUGAGAUCAUUAUGAUACAAGUCACCUCAAAAUUAAUGUGGAGAGAUUUAUUCAAACACACGCACCUUAUCUGAGAGCACUCACAUUCUCAUUCGGCAUCUGCUCAAGAAUCCUGGUGGCCUGAAUUACUGCUUUUGUCAGCCCAUUCCUGCUUCUUCUGACAAGAUGGAAGUUGAUAAUAUAAAAUUGAUACUGGCACCAACGUGGUAAAUACUUACAUAGUCUGUCAGCGAUACGUUGGUAGGUGAUAGUUUGCUGAGAACAUUUAUGUCACUGUUUAUAAUAAAUUUUACUGUCUCAUGUGGGUGAGGACUGCAGUGAUGUGAGAGCAAAAUUUAGAAGGAAAGGCUUAAAUUAGAUGUAGUAAAGGGGGAGUGAAACUUUGUAUGAAGCAUGUUAAUAAGAAGCAGAUGGGAAAUUUUCAGCAAUAGGGUGAUUUGCUUAUUAGAAUCUUGCACAGUGUAAUGGUGCAUAUAUAGUGUUAACCUUGAAUAGCUGGAUUAUUCUUUUUGUAUUUAAAAGCUUUGGCAGAGAUUUGACCAUAGAGCAGUUCAGUUCUCCUCCUUUUUUAGUUGCUGAAAUACUUAAAUUGCCAGAAUAGUUGGCAUGGGUUUCUUGGUUCCUCCCCGCCCCCUUUGCACCUUUUGUAGGGCACUUUAUACAUUUUUUCUCCACAGGGAAUGACAAACGUUUCACAGUAAUUUGCACCUGUAUUUAUUUCAAAGUGCCUAAACCAAGGCUAUGCCUAUUUAAAAAAAACGCACACUCCAGUGAUUCCUAAUUCAAUGAUAAGGCAGAUGUGGUUUGUCUACAGAAGAAUGAGAUUAUGCAACUUUCAAUAUACAGCCCACUCUGUGUAUUGAAUCCAUGGAUUCAACCAUGGAUUGAACCAUCUAUGGAUUGAACCAUCUACGGAUUGAAAAGAUUCAAAAUUAAUAUCAAUUCCAAAAGCAAGCCUUGUUUUAGCCAUUUUAUAUAGGGACAACAUUUUAUUAUGUCAUUGUAUUUAAUGGGACUUAGGCAUCCACAGAUCUUGGUAUCCAUAGGUGGUCCUGGUACCAAACCCCAGCAGCUACCAAGGGCCCAUAGUAUAUGUUAUACAAACUGAGUGUAUUUGGCUGUUUCUUUUGGCCAUGACAAUGGAAACCAGGACCAAGGUUUACUUCUUAAUGGAAUGCCUAUCUACAUAUUUUCUUUUGCAUUUUGGGCUACACUCUUAUCAUUUUAACAAACCCUGAAAAUUCAGGGGAGGGUCCAGGUCUAUCUCAGAUCAGGCCAGGAGAUUCUCCUAGCUACCCCCAUUUCCCUGGUGGUCAGAGCCACAAAUAUUAUUUUUAUAGUAACAUUCAUAAGGAUUACAUCCAGCACUUGCUUGCGUAGAGCCAGCGUGGCAUGGUGGUCUGAGUGCUGGACUAGGACUUGAGGAGACCAUGCUUAAAAUCUCUGCUUAGCCAUGGAAACCCAUGAUCUUGGGUAAGUCUCUUAGUCUCAGAGGAAGGCAAAGGCAAAUCCCCUCCGAACAGAUCUUGCCAUGAAUACCCUGUGAAAGGUUCACUUUAGGAUUUCUGUACGUUGGAAACAACUUGAAGGCACACAAUAUUAACAACUUCCUUUUCCUUUUCCUGUACUCCCAAUGUACCCCAUCUGCUCUGGAGGAAUCACUAACUCUUCACAGCAGAUUGGAAGGGGCACAUAGGGUGUCAGCAGGAAGGAGCAAAACACACAAGAACAAUAGCAUCCAUUCUGCUGGCAGGUAAUCAUCUUUGGAUACAACCAAAUAGGAAUAUUUAACGUGAUAGUAUGGGCAGAUACACUAAUGCGUUUGUUUUAAAAUUAAGGUACAAAUAUAAUAAAACUUUUUAACAGUCAUUAACAAAUAUUACUCCAUCCCUAUUAAAACUAAAGUCAUAGUUAAGAAGAUAUACCUGGAACUAACCACAGGCAUUGUUAGAUUUUGACCACAGAAACAAUUGCAAUGCUAUCUAAAGGAUGCUUUUAAAAAACUAAUACAGGAAUUAUGAAGGCGAUUGUAUCUCUAGAACAGAUUCAGGAUGUCAACAUUACAUGUUUGCAUACUCUUAUAAUGAUCCCCCAAGUAAAUACAUCUAAGAAAAUACUUUCACAUAGCAUGGAGUCAGUAUGGGGUAUGUGCACCAUAAGUAUCCCAGGCAAUGGGACUUUUUGGUAUCUGUGGACCAACAAUAGGAUCAGGAAGAAAGUCAGUCCUAUCUCCUUCUCAUAGAUUGAACUGUCGCCCCAUUCCCUUGUUCAAGACACUAGAAAGAGUUGUUUAUACAUUUGUGUGGUUCAGCUCCUUCCCAUUCUUAGGUCUUGCCUUGUGGUACACUUCUUUUUAGCCAUCUCUGCCUUAACAGAAAUGUGAAAUGCAAAAAAGGAUUUGGCAUAUCCCAGUUACGUUCUAUAUGAAUAAUCUUUCUUGAGUUGAUACAUUCAGACACAGUUAGACAGCCCCACUGUUACUAAAGUAAUAGAGUGCAUUUAAGCUAACACUUGCUUGAAAACAUAGUGUAUAUUUGAUUAUUACUUUAAGGACUGGUAUGUUUUUACAAUAUUGAAUUUCUUAUUGCAAGUCAGGACUAGAGUUAAUAUGUAUGUUCUAGUGGUGUAUAAUUAAUUUGACAUAUCAUUUUCUUGAACGUGGAAGACUGAAAGUCAUCACUGAUGAAAUUGUUGGCUUUUCUAAGUAUUUUGAUAUUUGCACCAAGUAUGAAAAAUUUAAGAAAGCAAUUUUCACUGGGUAUUUUGGUCUAGAAAAAAAAGAUAAGCUGGAAAUUUUCUGGAAAGAGAGGCAGGCAAGCUGACAGGUGAAUACCACCUCAGAGCUUACCCCAGGAGGCCUAUCUCUUCUAUUCACAGGGGCAUCUACUACAAACUCUCCUAUGAAAAGGAUCCUGGUCAUUUUUUGAAAGCAAAUGUUGUGUCUGUCCUGAUUUUUAUUAAUGUUACUUGUAAGCUCUCAUCGAAGGAUUUGUAUCCUGAAUGGCAGGUUAUAAAUAAUUGUAAUAAUAAUAAUAAAAAAAAU